AUGGCGAUAUUAAAACUUCUAAUAUUUGUUGCCCUUGCUUGUGUUGGUGCUGAUGAUAUCGUGUGUGAUAUUAAUGCUAUGUACAGAACAAUUGACGGAUCCUGUAACAACCUUAAGAACGGAAAAGGAGCGUCAAAUACUUUCUUUAAGAGGCUACCUGAUGAAAAUGAAAACAAUGUAUUUGACUACGCUGAUGGGAUAGGAUUACCCCGUGCUGCAAAAAAUGGUGAUGAAUUACCAAACGCUCGUUUAAUUUCACAGGCAAUAAUGGACGAAAAAUUAGGACCACCUAUACAGAGAGAUAGAACCAGUCGUGAUUUUUGUUUUCCACUUGAAAUUCCAAAGAAUGAUACUGAUUUACCACCAGGAUGUAUUAACUUUGUAAGAGCAACAGGAAAACUGGAUGAAGAGGGAGUACGGCAACAGACAAACCUCGCAACAGCCUUUGUUGAUGCCAGUGUUGUUUAUGGAAGUACUCCAGAGUUGACCAAAAUGUUGCGUGUGCCUGAUAGCUGUGACAGUCGGGUAGCGGAAGUACCCAUGCUAAGUGUUCAGCAUUUAGCAUGGCAUAGGGAACAUAACCGUAUUGCUUCAGAACUGCGCACACUGAACCCACACUGGAAAGAUGAAACGGUUUUCCAGGAAGCGCGGAAGAUAGUUAUAGCUAUGUUUCAGCAUAUAACCUUUAAUGACUUUCUACCUCUAAUUCUUGGUCAAGCGGCAAUGAAGAGAUUUGAGUUAUUCUCGCGAGAUGUGAAGGAGGGUGUGUUCAGUGAUCUAUAUGAUGUAGAUAUGAAUCCACAAGUAUUGGGUUCUGUCAAUGUGGCAGCACAUCGCUUUGGUCACUCCCAGGUUACAAACGAGCAGAACUUUGUGGAUGAAGACUGCAACACAGUGACUGUCAAUAAACUGGAGGAUGUUUUUGAAAGUCCUCGGCUUACUCAACAAAACUGUGGAGUAAAUAUUCCUUUUAUUGGACGCAAUUUAGCGUGCACAGCGAGUAAUAGGAUCGAUAACUUUUUUGUCGAUGCAAUGCGUAACAGAUUAUACCGUAAACCAGAGCCACCGGGAUCUGAUAUUGUCGCCAGGAACAUACAGAGAGGAAGAGAUUUUGGAGUGGCUGGAUACAACAGAUGGCGGGAAUUAUGCUUACUGGAGCCCAUAAAAUCAUUUGAUUCUUUUGAAAAGUUUGGGAAGGCACUUAAGGAAUUAUACAAUGAUAUUGAUGAUAUAGAUUUAUUCGUUGGUGGACUGUUAGAAAAAGAAAUGGGUUUUAAUGUUGGACCCACAUUUCAGUGUUUGUUGGGAUUUCAAUAUGAACGAAUGAAACAAGGCGACAGAUUCUGGUAUGAACGACCGAACCAGGUGUUUUCCUUUACUGAAAAGCAACUUAGAUCUAUAAAAGAAAACGCACGUGUAUCCAAAAUAUUUUGCCGUAAUCUUGGUAUUGAAAAAAUACAGGAAAAUAUGUUUCUUCUACAUCAAAGCAAAAGGAACAAAAGAGUUGCAUGUAACGAUAUACCAGACAUAGACUUAACUCUUUGGCAGGAGCACUAUUAG
Messenger RNA from Mytilus trossulus (common blue mussel), 1560 nucleotides. RefSeq names its product chorion peroxidase-like. Gene Ontology annotation, molecular function: peroxidase activity; heme binding. The record is from RefSeq and is a predicted model, not a curated record. Bases 1 to 1560 code for a protein of 519 amino acids. Gene Ontology annotation, biological process: response to oxidative stress. The transcript has 10 exons. Lineage: Eukaryota; Metazoa; Mollusca; Bivalvia; Mytilida; Mytilidae.